GGAUACCGGCUGUCCUGCUGAUGGCUCCUCAUUAGCUGCAUACCACCUAAGAUGGCAGCAGUGGACCUGUACAGCAAGGGGGCAAGAGUCUGGGUUCCAGACCCAGACGUAGUAUGGAUGUCAGCCCAGCUUCUUCAAGACUACAACCCUGCAGUCAAACAUUUAGACCUACAACUCAGCGAUGGCAGGGAGGUGCAGUACCCGGUGAUCUCUUCCACCGAUCUCCCUCUUCUGGGGAACCCUGACAUCUUGGAGGGGGAAAAUGACCUCACCGCCCUCAGCUUCCUCCACGAGCCUGCUGUCUUACAUAACCUCCGGGUGCGAUUCCUGGACUACAGCAGUAUCUACACCUACUGUGGCAUUGUGUUAGUGGCCAUUAACCCCUACGACCAGCUGCCCAUUUACGGAGAGGAGGUGAUAGAUGCCUACAGCGGUCAGGACAUGGCUGACAUGGAGCCUCACAUAUUUUCUGUGGCAGAGGAGGCCUACCACACUAUGACCAGGGAGGAGAAAAACCAGUCCAUCAUCAUCAGCGGGGAAUCUGGAUCUGGGAAAACCGUCUCAGCCAAAUUCACCAUGCGAUACUUUGCUGUGGUGGGAGGAGCAGCACAGCAGACCAGUGUAGAGGAGAAGGUUCUGGCCUCCAAUCCCAUCAUGGAGUCCAUUGGCAAUGCCAAGACAAUACGGAAUGACAACAGCAGUCGUUUUGGGAAGUACAUUGAAAUAGGCUUUGGCAAGAAAGGCGACAUCAUCGGGGCAAACAUGAGGACCUAUCUGUUGGAGAAGUCAAGGGUUGUCUUCCAGGCAACGGCAGAGAGAAACUACCACGUCUUCUAUCAGCUAUGUGCCUCCAGAGCGCUGCCUGAGAUGAGGCCUCUUAAACUAGAUGUUCCCGAGCAUUUCCGCUAUACUAACCAGGGAGGGGAGAUGCAGAUACCCGGCACUGAUGAUUUAGAGGACUUUGAGCGCACUCGCAAUGCUUUCACCAUCCUGGGUGUGCAAUCUGAGCAGCAGAUGGAGCUCUUCAGGAUCCUGGCUGCUGUUCUGCAUUUGGGGAACGUCCAUAUCCAGCCCAGUGGAAGAGGUGGUGAUCGCAGUUAUAUUGAUACAGAGGACCGCUCUCUGGCUGUGUUUUCCAAGCUGUUAGGAGUGGAGGGCCCCCAGGUAGCUCACUGGUUGUGCCACCGCAGGCUAGCAGUAGGGGGCGAGAUGCUGGUCAAACCGAUGUCCGGUCAGCAGGCCAUGGAGGCCAGGGAUGCCCUGGCCAAACACAUCUACGGUCAGAUGUUCAUCUGGACUGUCCAGAGGCUCAACUCAGCGCUGCGCACCCAGAGAGGACAACCCAAGUCUUUCAUAGGGGUGCUGGAUAUCUACGGGUUCGAGACGUUUGACAGAAACAGUUUUGAGCAGUUCUGCAUAAAUUAUGCUAAUGAAAAACUGCAACAGCAGUUCAAUAUGCACGUGUUCCAGUUGGAGCAGGAGGAGUAUGUGCGUGAGGAGCUGGCUUGGAGCAGGAUCGAGUUCAUUGACAACCAGCCCUGCAUCUCCCUCAUAGAGGGACAGCUGGGCCUGCUCGAUCUGUUAGAUGAGGAGUGCAGGAUGCCUAAGGGCUCAGAUGAGAGCUGGGCGCGGAAGCUGUAUGACCAACACCAGAGCGGCAAGCCUCACCCUUGUUUCUGUAAACCUCGUAUGUCCAACACGGCCUUCAUCGUCCUGCACUUUGCUGAUAUGGUACAAUAUGAGUGUGAUGGCUUUUUAGGCAAGAACCGAGAUACAGUCUUUGAGGAGCCCAUUAAUAUCCUGAGAGCAAGCCAGUCUGAGCUGGUGGCUGAGCUCUUCCAGCAGGUGUCCACAGGGGACAGUGUGUCCAUGUCUCUUGCCAAUGGAAGCAUCCGCUCCGGGAAGAGAGCGCACAGAGAACACAAGCUGACGGUGGGAUUUCAGUUCCGUCAGUCUUUACAGCUGCUGAUGGACACGCUGAACUCCACCACCCCUCACUACGUACGUUGCAUCAAACCCAACGACCUCAAACAGCCUUUUGUGUUUGACCCCAGGAGGGCAGUCCAGCAGCUGAGAGCCUGUGGGGUGUUGGAGACCAUUCGUAUCAGCGCUGCAGGUUAUCCAUCCAGGUGGACGUAUGAGGAGUUCUUCGGCCGGUACCGUGUCCUGCUCCGAGGACAUCAGUGCCAGGAGGAGUCCAAGGCUUCGUGCCAGCGGGUCCUCCUCGAACUCAUCCCUGAUCCAGAGCAGUACUGCUUUGGAAAGACCAAAGUAUUCUUUCGUGCCGGCCAGGUGGCCGUGCUCGAGAGGCUGAGGUCUGAAAGGCUGUGGGCAGCUGGAGUGGUCAUCCAGAGCUGGGUCAAAGGAUGGCUGGCACGGGUCAGAUACACAAGAACCCGCUGGGCAACGCUCACCAUACAGAGAUACUGCAGAGGAGCUCUGGCUAGACGUCUGGCCCUGAUCCUGCGCUACACUAAGGCAGCUGUCGUCAUCCAGAAGACCUACCGCAUGGUGGUGGUCAGGCAGCUGUUCCUCAUGAUCCGGCAGGCCACUGUCACCAUCCAGGCCUUCACCAGGGGCACACUGGCAAGACGCCGGCACAGACUGAUGAUGGCGGAGCGGGCAGCUGUGUUACUUCAGGCAGCGGUACGCGGCUGGCUGGCAAGGCGGGCGUACGGGCGGGUGCGGUCGGCUGUGGUGCUUAUGCAGUGCUGUGUGCGUCGCUCGGCUGCCAGGAGGGAGCUGCUGAAACUGAAGGCUGAGGCCCGAUCAGUGGAGAGAUACAGGGAGCUCAACAAGGGCAUGGAGGUCAAACUAAUGCAGCUGCAGCUGAGAGCGGACCAGGAAGCCAGGGAGAGUGCUGCUCUGAGGGAGAGCCUCCAUGCGGAGCGAGAGGCCCACCGUGCUGAGCUGGAGGCCCUGCAGGGGGCGCUACACAAACUGGAGAUGCAGUUGCAGGAGCAGCCCCAGCCCAGCCCGGCAGUCACUGAGAGGGAGGAGGAAGAGAGGAGGAGGGCCGAGGAAAAAGCCUCCCAGGAGAUCCUGCGGCUCACACAGGAGGUACAGACCCUGAAGACAGAAAGGGACGGUUUAGAGAGGGAGAAGGAAGAGCUCACUGCUCGUUUACAUGCGCGAGAAAAAGCUGAGGAGGAGUGUCUUCAUCAGGUUGUGUCCCAGGCAAGUGAGGCUUUGCAGGGGGAGCUGGAUGAGGAGAGGAGGAAGUAUCAGGGCCUGCUGAGAGAGUUCACCAGGCUGGAGCAGCGAUAUGACAACCUCAGGGAGAUGAGCCUUCUCACCGAGCGCACCACGGGCCACAGACGUACCGACUCUACCCAGAGUUUGAGCAUGGAGCCCCUCUCUCCCUCCCCCUCCUCACCGUCUCCCUCCUUCACACCGAUCUUUCCCUCUCCCCUCCCAUCUGCCUUCCCUUCACCGGAGGAGGUGCGCAAGGUCAGCGUGACUUCCCCCAUCCUGGAGGGGAAAGUCUCUGUUUGGGGCUCUGACACACCCAUGGACCAGCUGAUGGAGAGGAUGGGUGUGUGCAAAGACCUGGCAGUGAAGCUGAGAGGAGAGGACCUGAGACACGCCUAUGAUGCUGUACGAGUGGCCAACAAGUUCCUGGAAAGCCAACUGGAUGGCCAGCGCAGUCGGUGGGAGGAGGAGCUGGAGGCUUUGAGGAACCAGCUUGGUCAAAAAGUCUCUGAGCUUUCCCAUGAUGCCCUGGAAGAGGACCUACAGGAGCUGCUGGCGGCUCGGGAGAUGGAGUGUGUGAAACUGAGGAGAGAGAUGAGGGAGCUGAGGAGCACAGUCACACUAAGAAGACUCCUGGCACAAACUGUCAUCCCAUCAGCAUCGCCCCCAGAUUUUCCCUCUCUGCCCCAGCCUAAAACAGCGCCGGUCUCUGGCCUGCUGGAAUGUAGGAAGAGAGACGAGGCCAAGCUCAUCAAGAACCUCAUCACAGAUUUGCGUGUGGACAUGGCCCUGUCUCUGCCUCCCGGGUUGGCGGCCAGUGUAUUGUUCCUGUGUGUGCAGCAGGCGGACUGCAGUGGAGAGCAGAGCCGUGCACGCUCCCUCUGCAGUGCUGCUGUCACUGCUAUGAAGGGAGCUUUAAAGAAAUAUAGCAAUGAUGUGAAUAUGACAGCGCUAUGUCUGAAAAAUGCUUGUCUGCUGAAUGACCUAUUGACUCAACAUUCCCCAAAAAAGGACAGAUCCUUGGGUCUGGAGGAAAUGGUCCCACUGACCUGUGACUUCAGUGACCUGAGCCGUGCCCUCAGUGACCUCUGUAUCCAGGCCUAUCAGCAGCUCCUCUUCAUCACCGAGACAUGUCUACAGAACAUCAUAGUUCCGGCCAUGUUGGAGAGUGAGACCAUCCCUGGCCUGUCCAAUUCUACUGUUAAACUGGGAGGGUCUCGGAAGCGGGCCAGCUCAGACCCCAGGACUGUGGGCUCUGAGGCUCCAACUAUGGCCUCGGUGCUGAGGGAGCUGGGCGCCCUCCAUACCGCCAUGUCCCGUCAGGCUUUACCCCACACCCUGAUGGAGCAGGCCCUCCGCCAGCUCACCUACCUCAUCUCUGCCUCCACAAUCAACAGCCUGCUGCUGAGGAAAGACAUGUGCUGCUGGAGCCGGGGCAUGCAAAUACGGUAUAAUGUGAGCCUGCUGGAGGAGUGGCUGCGGAGCCGUGGUCUGCAGGCGGGGGGCGCUGUGGUUACACUGGAGCCGCUCAUCCAGGCGGCUCAGCUGCUUCAGGUGGGGAAGAAAACAGAAGCUGAUGCUAAAGCCCUGGUUCAGACCUGUACCUCUCUGUCCAACCAGCAGAUUGUCAAGAUUUUGACCCUGUACACUCCUCACAGUGAACUUGAAGAGAGAGUCACCUUGAAUUUCAUCCGCUCUGUGCAGGGUCUUCUCAAGGGCCGUUGUGACAGUCAGCCUCCACAGCUCUUGUUGGAUGUUAGACGAGUGUUCCCCGUCACUUUCCCUCACCUGCCUACCACCAUCCUCCAUGCUGACCAGUUAGAGAUCCCAGACUCCCUCAAGAUCUCCUUCCUUCGCAGAGCCUAA
Lampris incognitus (smalleye Pacific opah) is the source of this 5058-nucleotide messenger RNA. RefSeq names its product unconventional myosin-Va. Gene Ontology annotation, biological process: actin filament organization; vesicle transport along actin filament. The transcript is spliced from 35 exons. Gene Ontology annotation, molecular function: microfilament motor activity; ATP binding; actin filament binding. NCBI's taxonomy places the organism in Eukaryota, Metazoa, Chordata, Actinopteri, Lampriformes, Lampridae. Gene Ontology annotation, cellular component: myosin complex; actin cytoskeleton; vesicle. The record is from RefSeq and is a predicted model, not a curated record. Bases 52 to 5058 code for a protein of 1668 amino acids.